This is a messenger RNA of Rana temporaria (common frog), 714 nucleotides long. RefSeq names its product gastrula zinc finger protein XlCGF71.1-like. Lineage: Eukaryota; Metazoa; Chordata; Amphibia; Anura; Ranidae. Bases 76 to 714 code for a protein of 212 amino acids. The record is from RefSeq and is a predicted model, not a curated record. The transcript has a single exon.
GCCGUUAUUUCAACAGAUAAGAGGUUUUCCUGUACUGAGUGCGGGAAGUGUUUCAAUUCUAAGUCUGGUCUUAAUAUGCAUAACAAAUUUCAUACAGGUGAGAAGCCACAUUCCUGUCUUGAGUGCGAGAAAUGUUUUUCAAGUAAGUCGCAUCUUGACACACAUCAGAAGUUGCACACGGGUGAGAAGCCGUACUCCUGUCCUGAGUGCGGGAAAUGUUUUGUACAAAAAUCAAAACUUGUUAGACAUCAGAGGUCUCACACAGGUGAGAAGCCGUAUUGCUGUCCUGUGUGCGGAAAAUGUUUCUCAGUUAAGUCGAAUCUUGACACACAUCAGAUGUUGCACACGGGUGAGAAGCCGUUUUCCUGUUCUGAGUGCGGAAAAAGUUUUUCAAGUAAGUCGCAUUUUAAUAGACAUCAGAGGUCUCACACGGGUGAGAAGCCGUAUUCCUGUCCUGAGUGCGGGAAAUGUUUUUCAGAUAAGUCCAGUCUUUCCUAUCAUCAGAAAUCACACACGGGUGAGAAGCCGUAUUCCUGUCCUGAGUGCGGGAAAUGUUUUUUAGCUAAGUUCAGUCUUUCCUAUCAUCAGAAAUCACACACGGGUGAGAAGCCACAUUCCUGUCUUGAGUGCGGAAAAUGUUUUUCAAGGAAGUACAAUCUUUACAGACAUCAGAGAUCUCACACGGGGGAGACGCCAUGUUCCUAUCCUGAGUGA